AGAGAAGCGAACAAUAAGCAAAAGGAAUUAAACAAAUCUCUGUAAAGCGAAAAUGGUGAGCGCAUUGAACGGCUUCGGCAUGGCCAUUGGCUGCAUGGACAUCACUGGAGCCGUCUUCUUUGAGCUGAUGAUUAUUUACAUGCUGUGUCGAAGAAACGGCGCCAGGACAACAGCUGACGAUACAAAGGAACAGCAGCAGGGGCACGUGGCAACGCUCUAUGGCAACAGGGUACGCCCUUGGAUGCUGUGGAUUUAUCUGCUCCUAUUGAAUGUGUGGAUAGUCGUUUCAAUGCUCAUGGUUACUGGCAUUAUAUUGCAUAAGCCGCAGCUGCUGCUGUUCUGGCUGGUCUGGUGCUUUGGCGGACUUAUAUUCGAUGUGGUCUUUGUGGGUCUUUGGAUCGUGGAACUGCUAUCAGGCGAUGCCAUUGAAGCCCUGACCAACAUUUUGAUUUCAUUACUAACAAUGGCAAUUGAAUUUUCUUUCAUUUACGUUAUAUACAAUAUUUAUGGGAAUUUAACAAAGUUACCCAAGGAGCAAGAAAUCAAAGGCAAUCCCUUGUUGCGCUUUUCACACUUCUUAUUUUAAUUUAACAAAUACUUAUUACAAACAAUAAAAAUCUUGCUUCGAACAUUUAAUUCAUCUGCUGACUUACUUGGCCUUCAAUUCGGCUGCUUUCUGGUCAAGCUGUACCUUGACAAUUUUUAUUUUCAUUGGGAACUCCAGGGACUUGAAGAAUCUAUAGACGAUCAAUAUGAUGCCGAUACGAGCCAGUACUUGACCAAUGA
Molecule: messenger RNA, 786 nt
Organism: Drosophila novamexicana
Lineage: Eukaryota; Metazoa; Arthropoda; Insecta; Diptera; Drosophilidae
Exons: 4
Coding region: 53-586 (177 amino acids)
Source: RefSeq, a predicted model, not a curated record